AAAAAUUAUAUAUGUACAAGCAGCUUAUUGGCAAUAUUGGCAUUAUUAUCAUAACUUUCGCUGCAAUCAGUCAGUACAGUUCUCCCACUGAGCAAUUGAACAUUUCGUGCGCGAAAGUGGUUUUUUAUCAAAGUUUUGUUGAUAAGUCAAAAAUUUAUCUAUCUCUUUAAAAUUAUAAUAGAAAAUUUGGCAUACAUCUAAACACAACUGUUUUUAUAAAAAAAAAAAAGUUACAAUGCAUCAAGCAAUGUUAUGUUGUAAUGGUGUACAAACACAAAUUAUAACUGAAGGAAGAUGGGUAGAAGAAGGCCUAGCAUCAUCUGGAAAAAAAGAUUUAGUACUGGUAAUUCCAGGUAAUCCUGGUGUUCCUGGUUUUUAUAAAAAAUUCAUUAAAUAUGUUAAAUUACAAUUACCAACUGAGGUACCAGUAUGGGUAGUUGGACAUGCUGGUCACGUUCAGCCACCAAAACAUCUUGCUUUUUCAUCAAGUGAAAGCUCUCAUAAUAAUUUAUUCAAUUUAAAUGGUCAACUACGCCACAAGAUUGAAUUUAUCAAAGAAUACGUUCCAAAAGAUGCUAAAUUACAUAUUGUUUGUCAUUCAAUUGGCUCUUGGUUUGCUUUGAAACUUCUUGAAGAUGAAGAACUUGCUAAACAAGUUGUUAAAUGUUAUCUUUUAUUUCCAACAAUUGAAUAUUUGGCUGAAACACCUAGUGGAACAUUUUUAAAUACUUUUCUUCCCAUAUUAUCACCUUUCCUUGUUCUUUUUGCUUGGAUAUUUUCAUUCUUUUCUAAAUUUAUUCAAAGAAUAUUAAUACUAAUAUUUGGUCUUUUUUUUGGAGUAACAAGUGAAUCAGUUGAUCCAGUAUUGCAUUUACUAAAUCCAUUGGUGCUAAAUCGUGUAUUUAAACUUGCAAUUGAAGAAUUAAAAACAGUACGUGAAAUUAAUCAUAAUGUUAUUGAAAAAUAUCCAAAAAAAUUAUUUUUAUAUUAUGGUGCAAGUGAUGGCUGGACACCUAUCACAUACUAUGAAAGAUUUAAAAAUAAAUUUCCAUCAGUUGAUGUUGAAUUAUGUAGUCGUGGUUUUAGACAUGCAUUUGUAUUAACAGAUGCAAAAGGAGUUGGUCUUAUGAUUGGAAAUAUGAUCAACAAAACAAUCGAAUAAAUUUUAAUUGUUUUUAUGUCAUAGAUUAAUUAUGUGUGUGUGAAUAUUUUAUAUUGAAAUCCUAAUUUAAUCAACUACAAAUAUAUAUUCAAACAAAAUAAAAAUAAUUACACAAUGUUAUCAUAUUGACAUUUUAUAAUUAUUUUUAAUUUGUAUAUAGUAACAGCUAAUCUAACUUGAAUUCUUGGCUUUAUGUGUUGAUAUUUAAAUGUCGUAAAAAGUGCUAAUAAAUUGAAUGUAAGUUUUAAUAAUCAACACCAAAAAUGGCUUGAAUUUUUUGAAAUAUUAAUGCAACAAUUAUAAUUAAUGUUUAUAUAUAAUGUUUUUUUAUAUUAUAUAAAAAAUAACUAACACUUGAAAAUUAAAAAGUCUGAGAUGCAAUUUUAAAUAAU
Messenger RNA from Aphidius gifuensis, 1554 nucleotides. It is a transcript of the gene sturkopf, whose product is annotated as lipid droplet-associated hydrolase. NCBI's taxonomy places the organism in Eukaryota, Metazoa, Arthropoda, Insecta, Hymenoptera, Braconidae. The transcript is spliced from 4 exons. Gene Ontology annotation, biological process: lipid storage. The coding region runs from base 236 to 1162 and encodes 308 amino acids. Gene Ontology annotation, cellular component: lipid droplet. The record is from RefSeq and is a predicted model, not a curated record. Gene Ontology annotation, molecular function: lipase activity.